Messenger RNA from Penicillium paradoxum, 678 nucleotides. RefSeq names its product O-methyltransferase. The record is from RefSeq and is a predicted model, not a curated record. Lineage: Eukaryota; Fungi; Ascomycota; Eurotiomycetes; Eurotiales; Aspergillaceae. The transcript has 2 exons. Gene Ontology annotation, molecular function: O-methyltransferase activity. Bases 1 to 678 code for a protein of 225 amino acids.
AUGUCACCCUCGCCCCUCACAACAACACCCGAAAUCCUCACGCUCCUCAAAGACCUCCAUGCCAAAUCCCUACUCCAAGAAUCCACCGUAAACUGGCCCACACUACCAGCACAAUGUAGCACCGAAUUCGACACCAUCAUGCGCGAUAAGUUCAUCGCACUUGACCAGGACAAAUGCGAAUUCGUCUACCACAUACUACGCAGCAUCAACGCAAAGACAGUCGUUGAGGCAGGGACCAGUUUCGGUGUGAGCACCAUCUACCUAGCGCUCGCCGUUGCAGAGAACGCAAAGCGGAUCAGCGCCACCUAUAAACCGCGGGUGAUUGGUACAGAGAAGGAGGAAACGAAGGCCCAGCUGGCGAGGGCGCACUGGGCGCAAGCUGGCAAGGAGGUUGAGGAUGUGAUUGAUCUCCGAGUUGGGGAUUUGCGCGAGACUCUUACCCAGGAUUUGGGGACUGUGGAUUUUUUGUUGUUGGAUAUCUGGACGCCGUUAGCACUCCCAGCGUUGAAGCUUGUCCAGCCGCAUUUCCGGCCUGGUGCGGUGAUUGUGGUUGAUAAUACGAUCAAGUCGGGUGCGAGGUAUCAGGAGCUGUUUGAGUAUGUGGAUGCUGAGGGGAGUGGGUUCCGGCGGGUGACGAUGCCAUAUGAAGGAGGGUUGGAUAUGAUUGUUUACCAGUAG